UGAAAUUUCCCAUUUAAAUAAAAAUUAUAAUGUAAAUUUACAUAAAAUGUUAAUAAAAAAACCACAAAAAAAAUACAUUUUAUUCCCUACUUGCUCUGCUUUCUGACUUCUACUAUGUUUUCCCCCUGUUUUCCUUCUUAAGAAGCCACCUUUCCAUUCUCACUCUUCCCUCCCAUGACAACUUUUGCAACAUCUUUAAAAGUUUAAACUACCAAACAAACCCUUAGCUAUUUUUCUUUCACCUCUGAGUUAAAAACCAUGCUAAAAAACUAAGCUUUUAGAGCUUCUUCAAUGGCGACUAUCAACAAUAAAAACCCAGAAGAAGUUGCUAUUCCUAUAUUGUCUUCAACAAAUGAACAACCUCCCAACAUGGGUUUUGAAAACCAUGAAAAACCCACAAAUGAUUCUCCCAAAUCACCUGAAAUUACCUCAAUAACCCCCAAAAAACCUCCCAUUUACCCAACACCAGAAUCACCCAUAUUGAGAAGAAGGUCAUUUAAGUCAAAAACCAGAUUUGGGGAACCCUCAGUUCCAAUUGAUUCACAAACCAUGGAAAAUUUGGGGGGUUCUCCUAGAUUUUGGAGCCAAUCUUCCUUCUCAGAGAAGACUCCUAAGGAAGCUUCUGGAAGGGUAAAAGUGGAAACACCAAAAGAGAAGAAGGAAAAUCAGAAGGUGGGCCCAGAUGAGAAGGAGAUAUAUAAGAGAGUUACUGCUCAGCUAAGUGCUAGGAAAAGAUGGAGAAUGACUGUUAAAUUAAUUCUUGAGUUAAUUGCUUUUUUGUUGAUUUUGACAUGUUUGUUGUGCAGUUUAACUCUUGAGAUUUUUAAGGGUAAAUUGUUUUGUGGGUUAGAAGUUUGGAAAUGGUUUGCACUUCUAAUGGUUAUUUUUUCUGGUAUGUUGAUUACUGGGUGGUUUGUGCAUUGUAUUGUGUUCUUGAUUGAAUGGAAAUUCUUGUUGAAGAAGAAUGUGGUGUAUUUUACACAUGGAUUGCAAACUAAUGUUGUUGUCUUUAUUUGGAUUACUGUGGUUCUUGUUACUUGGGUUGUGAUGUUUAAACAUGAUCCUGCAACAACUCGGAGAUUGAGCUCGAAAACGAAGAGUAUACUUGAUCACAUUACUUGGACUAUAGCUACUAUGCUCAUUGGCUCAUUCUUGUGGUUGGUUAAGACUACCUUGAUAAAGAUAUUGGCGUCUUCGUUUCAUUUGAAUAGGUUUUUUGAGAGGAUUCAGGAGGCAGUGUUUCAUCAUUAUGUGCUCCAGACAUUGUCUGGGAGGCCGGUGGUUGAGCUUGCCCGUAAACUUAGUAAGGAGGAGAGUCAGAGUAAUCAGGUGAGCUUCACAGAGCACAUGGGAAGUUCCAAGGAGAAGAAGGUGGUUGAUUGGGGGAAGCUUCAUCAAAUGAAGAAGGAGAAAGUGCCUUCUUGGACUAUGAAGUUGUUGGUUGAUGUGGUAUCAAAUUCAGGGUUAUCGACCAUGUCUAGUAUUCUCAACCAAGAUGUAGUUGAAGGCGGGGUUGAAUUGGAUGACGAUGAAAUUACUUGUGAGGAGGAAGCUAUUGCAACUGCUGUUAGGAUAUUCUACAAUGUGGUUGGUGACAAGGAUGAACUCUACAUGGAUAGAGGUGACCUCCUAAGGUUCAUGAUUUGGGAAGAGGUGGAUCUUGUUUAUCCGUAUUUUGAAGUCAAUGAAAAAAGACAGAUUGACAUGAAAGCUUUCUCUAAGUGGGUGGUCAGAGUCUACCAAGAUCGGCAGGCACUCAAACAUGCUUUGAAUGACAACAAAACUGCGGUGGACGAGUUCAACAAGAUACUGAAUGGAAUUCUGAUAAUUAUAAUCAUCAUACUCUGGCUUCUUGUGACGGAGAUUGUUACGACAAAAAUACUUCUCUUCUUCUCUUCUCAACUACUCGUGGCAGUUUUUGUAUUUGGGAACACUUGCAAGACCAUUUUUGAAGCAAUUAUAUUUGUUUUUGUUAUGCAUCCAUUUGAUGUUGGUGAUCGCUGUGUCAUCGAUGGGACGCUGAUGGUGGUUGAAGAGAUGAAUAUCUUAACAACAGUAUUUUUGAAACUUGACAAAGAAAAGUUGUAUUAUCCAAAUUCAGUUUUGUCUACCAAAGCCAUUGGCAACUACUACAGGAGUCCAGAUCAGGGAGAUAGUUUGGAGUUUGGAAUAGAUUAUACUACACCGCUUCCAAAAAUAGCAAAGCUAAAAGAACAUAUAAAAGAGUAUCUGGAGCAUACUCCUCACUUCUGGCACCCGGAACACAAUUUGGUUGUCAAAGAGAUCGAGAAUGUUAAUAAGAUAAAAAUGGCUCUCUUUUUCAAUCAUACGAUGAACUUUCAAGACAUUGUUGAAAAGGGCAGGCGGAAAACUGAACUUGUAUUGCAAAUGAAGAGCAUAUUUGACGACCUAGAAAUUUCAUACCACCUACUGCCUCAGGAGGUUCAUCUUACUAAAAUGGCGUCAAAUGUUUGAUGUAAUAGCUGACAAGUUCAUUUGGGCAUCGGCAAUUGCAAGAUUAUUCUCAAUGGAUGCUUGAUGAAUGACGCUGCAGAAGUUCGUGUUCGUAUGAGAAAACCGGUUUUCAGAUGCUUUGCUAACUUAUUAACACAUUGUAUGUUUUGAAACUAAUCCUUGACUCUUGCUUUUUCUCACUCUCGCUAUCUGCGUUCCUUUUUUUUUUUUUUGGUGAAUCUGUAAUUGCGUGUAACUCAAGCUAAUUUAGGACAAUAGAUGUAUAUUUUGGUGCUAAUCAUUCUUUAUACUUCUCUCAGAAGGUUUUUUCUUC
Molecule: messenger RNA, 2788 nt
Organism: Beta vulgaris subsp. vulgaris (sugar beet)
Lineage: Eukaryota; Viridiplantae; Streptophyta; Magnoliopsida; Caryophyllales; Amaranthaceae
Product: mechanosensitive ion channel protein 10
Exons: 6
Coding region: 292-2475 (727 amino acids)
Biological process (GO): monoatomic anion transport; detection of mechanical stimulus; transmembrane transport
Cellular component (GO): plasma membrane
Molecular function (GO): mechanosensitive monoatomic ion channel activity
Source: RefSeq, a predicted model, not a curated record